Messenger RNA from Myotis daubentonii (Daubenton's bat), 2615 nucleotides. It is a transcript of the gene ADCK5, whose product is annotated as aarF domain containing kinase 5. Lineage: Eukaryota; Metazoa; Chordata; Mammalia; Chiroptera; Vespertilionidae. The coding region runs from base 16 to 2457 and encodes 813 amino acids. The record is from RefSeq and is a predicted model, not a curated record. The transcript has 16 exons.
CGAUGAGAGAGAAUCAUGGGGCAGCUGCCUCCUGCAAGUCCUCCACGGGGGAUCGAGCCCACAACCCGGGCCUGUGCCCUGGACCGGAAUCGAACCCGGGACCUUUCAGUUCACAGGCCUGGUUCCGCGGCGAGGAAACCGAGCUCUGGCAGAGACGCGCCCUCACGCCCGGCCCAGGAGCGUUGGGCCCGCAGGUCCCAGGUCCCGUCCCCUCGUGAGGGCCGGGCGGGACGCGAGGAGACCCCCGGGCGCCGGAGGACGGGCCGCCCGCGGGAGCCUGAACCCUCACGCGGGGCCUCGGGGGCCGACAGGGGGCGCUGCGCCGCCGGGACGCGGGCACGUCGGGGCGUGGCUUCAGGCCCCGCCCACCGCCGCCGGGCGCGCCUGCGCAGUGCGCCGCCCCCGCAGAGGCUGCUGGGCGGGGCGACGCGAGCCAGCCCCGAGCGGGAACCGGAGCGGGAGCCGGAGCCGGAGCCGGAGCGGGAGCGGGAGCGGCGGCCGGAACAUGUGGAGACCGUCACCACGCUGCCACUUGCACUGCACUGCCCUGCAGGGCCGGCUGCAGCGCCUGGGUCCCGCCGCCUUCCUCAGGAGAAGCCUCAGGGUCCCGCCCGCUCAGUGGCCCCUGGGGUCCCAGCCCCUAUGGAAGAAGGUGCUCACCUCCACGGCCGUGGGGCUGCCGCUGCUCCUGGGCGUCCGCUACCUGACCGCAGAGCCGCAGGAGAGGAGAAAGAUGCGGCUCAUGGUGGACGGUGUCAUGCGCUUUGGCAGCUUGGUGCUGAAAAGCCCCCUUGGCUGGCCUGGGCUUGUCUUGCCUGCCUCGUGUGGCUGCUCUGCGUGUCGGACACCCCAGCAGCAGGCUCGCGUGCCUGCCUCUGCUGUGCUCCCAGGAGCACAUCCCAUCGCCUCCUGUCAGAGGCUGAGCUGGGAUUGGAGGGAGGGAGCCAGACGAGUAUCCCCAUCGGCGCCAAGCCUCACAGGUCCUUGAGGGUCGGCCUGCAGAUCUCCGCAGACUACUGGUGGUGCACGAACGUCGUCCUGCGAGGGGUGGAAGAGAACAGCCCGGAGUACGUGGAGGUGAUGUCUGCGUGUCAUCAGCGGGCGGCUGAUGCCCUGGUGUCUGGGGCCAUCUACAAUGGGGGCCUCUACGUGAAGCUGGGCCAAGGGCUGUGCUCCUUCAACCACCUGCUGCCCCCCGAGUACAUCCAGACGCUGCGUGUGCUGGAGGACAGGGCCCUGACGCGUGGCUUUCGGGAGGUGGACGAGCUGUUCCUUGAAGACUUCCACGCCCUGCCCCACAAGCUCUUCCAGGAGUUCGACUACCAGCCCAUCGCCGCCGCCAGCCUGGCCCAGGUCCACCGUGCCCGGCUGCACGAUGGCACCGUUGUGGCUGUGAAGGUGCAGUACAUCGACCUGCGGGACCGCUUCGACGGGGACAUCCACACCCUGGAGCUCCUGCUCAGGCUGGUGGAGUUCAUGCACCCCAGCUUUGGCUUCAGCUGGGUCCUCCAGGACCUGAAGGGGAUCCUGGCCCAGGAGCUGGACUUUGAGAAUGAGGCUCGGAACGCUGAGCGCUGUGCACAGGACCUGAAGCACUUCCACUACGUCGUGGUCCCCAGAGUGUUCUGGGACGUGUCCAGCAAGCGCGUGCUGACAGCCGAGUUCUGUGAGGGCUGUAAGGUCAACGAUGUGGAGGCCAUCAAGUCCAUGGGGCUGGCCGUGCAGGAUAUAGCAGAGAAGCUCAUCAAGGCUUUUGCUGAGCAGAUCUUCUACACGGGCUUCAUCCACUCCGACCCCCACCCUGGCAACGUGCUGGUGCGGAAAGGCCCGGACGGGAAGGCAGAGCUGGUGCUGCUGGACCACGGCCUCUACCAGUUCCUGGAUGAGAAGGACCGGUCAGCCCUGUGCCAGCUGUGGCGGGCUAUCAUCCUGAGAGACGACAGCUCAAUGAAGACGCAUGCGGCGGCACUUGGGGUACAAGACUACUUCCUGUUCUCGGAGGUGCUCAUGCAGAGGCCUGUGCGCCUGGGGCAGCUGUGGCGCUCCCACCUGCUGAGCCGAGAGGAGGCGGCCUACAUGCAGGCCAUGGCGCGGGAGCACUUCGAAGGCAUCAUGGCCGUGCUCAAGGCCCUGCCGCGGCCCAUGCUGCUCGUGCUGCGGAACAUCAACACCGUCCGCGCCAUCAACACUUCCCUUGGCGCGCCCGUAGAUCGCUACUUCCUCAUGGCCAAGAGUGCCGUCAAGGGCUGGAGCCGCCUGGCAGGCUCAGCGCACACGAGUGUCUAUGGCACCAGCCUCCUACGCCACAUCAGGGUCAUCUGGGAGAUGUUCAAGUUUGAAGUGGCCCUGAGGCUGGAGACCCUGUCCAUGAGGUUCACAGUCCUCAUGAUUCGAGUGCUGAUGCACCUGGACCUCAUGCCCAGGGAUGAGGGGCUAUAUGAGUACCUUGCAACCUAGGGCCCUAGAGCAGGAGGCCCAGACUGGAGAUGUGGACGCCCCCCAACCCGGGACACUGGAGCAACUGUCGGCUUGAGUGGGGGGACCCCGGGGGCUCUGACCACUGGCAGGGCCAGGAGGUCCUGCAAUGACCACACGUACUUCUCAAACCAAACAAA